AUGGCAGAACCAACGUCGCUCCCCUUCCGAGCCGCACACUCACUGGGCUUCAUGGGUACGUGUUUGCCGCUGCACCCACGCUUUACCUUCCCUCCAUCUAACUCACUUCCGCAGNUCUUGGGUGCCUCGCUAUUUGACGUCUUGACAAAGCUCAAAAGCGACACACGCACCUUUUCCAAGAUCGACCUGACCUUUUCGUCCGAAACUCCUCUCAAGACAACCAUCAUCGUCAGCCUUCCCAAGAAUGGCUUUAGACUUCGCUUCGACGCUCCAGACCAGCGAUUGCGCCUGAUUGAAAUCACCGACUUCACCCGCAUGCUUUUUACCUUCAAAGGCGGAGAGCUUGUUCCUGCACAGUCUUUGGCAAACGGCCGAAGCUAUCUGACUUAUAAGAGGGUCUAUCAGCUGUUCGGUCCUACAUACCCCGGCGAGUAUAUUCGUCUGAAACACGACCCCAAUAUGGGGCUCUAUGUCCUCUCAUGGCCUGGCUUGUCUGUCACCUUCCCUAUUCCAGUCGCUUCCUUCACCCCGAACAAGGACUACGCAGCCAUGCUUACCGCCUCGGCAUCACCAGCCACAGCCAUGGCAAUCUACGAAGGCAGGUUUUGGCCCGAAGUUCGCAAAGAUCUCUUUACCCAUGUUCCAGCCAAUCCUCGGAGUUCAUCACUAUUGGGACGACCAAAGGAAGGUCCGGCCGACGAGGUCGAGCAUGUGAACAUAUACGGCGCUGGGAGAGUUGAGCUUCUGCGACGCUCCGGCUCAAAGACCCCUAUCAUCCUGAGUCAGACCACGCCUCAAGAUCUUGUCACUGAACUGGGUCCACCAGAUGCUGUUAUGCCGCGUUCCAGUCUAAACGAUGAUCCACCAAACAGAGUCGCCCGCAACCGCGCAUACAGCAUCAACGGUCCCAACCGUGUUGCACCAAAUUCGCACGGUUCCUACAGUUCAAACCCUUCCAGUUACUCGUCUACCAACACCGACACGUAUGAGACUGACUUCGAUGACGACGAAGAGGCCAACGGCGCGGAGGCUAGCCAGGCCAACGAACAGCAGUACUACUGCUAUUUUGAGCACGGGUUCGACAUCCUACUCGGUCCGCCAGUUGAUAUCUCCCUAAUGCCCAAGGAUGCGGAUGAAGGUAACGAGGCUCUCCGGUCGACCUUGACAGCAAUUGAUGGACACCUCACCGUCACGCAGAUAAUAUUCCAUGGUAAUAUCCCAGGCUCUUAUCCUUUCAAUCGCCAUCGCAGGAGCAGAUGGUCUCUGAAUUACAUACCAUCUUGCGAGACACCCGUCACUUCCGAGUCACUGUUUCCGUCAUUCCACCAAACACUAGUCAAGAGCUUCUCUCAUAUAUGGCCUGCGUCAGACAUGUCGGAGGGUAUGGUCAUCGUACGCAGCUGGGGCGGCGACGCAGACAGCAUGACCGGCUCUGCCAUUCUUAUUAAUGGCGAAAUGGACAUGGAGGACGAUAUGGAGUUCGUCAAUGGCUCCGACGGCUGGGAGCGUGAGAAGAAGGACGAGAACGGAGAUGAGCGAUGGCUGCGGAACACGAAGCUCUACAAGUUCCCUGGCCUCAUGUUCGAGGUCAUGCACAACGGUGCUGUCAGCGCGUUGACGGUUUGCUGA
This is a messenger RNA of Aureobasidium vineae, 1629 nucleotides long. NCBI's taxonomy places the organism in Eukaryota, Fungi, Ascomycota, Dothideomycetes, Dothideales, Saccotheciaceae. The record is from the annotation of a GenBank genome assembly.